Cuscuta europaea is the source of this 3057-nucleotide messenger RNA. The record is from the annotation of a GenBank genome assembly. NCBI's taxonomy places the organism in Eukaryota, Viridiplantae, Streptophyta, Magnoliopsida, Solanales, Convolvulaceae.
CUAGACCAAGAACUUGCAAUUUGAGGUAUGGGCCAGAAAUUUGGACAAUAAUCCGGUUCCCGGCAGCAAGAACGAUUAGGGGUUAGCCGGUAGUAAAGCCAGAAAUUUCUUCACAUGUGAAUCUGUAUAUAUAUCGAUCUCUGCUCCGCUUUGCUUUGCGGCUUGUAACAAAUUUCCACUAAAUCAACGCGGGUCGGGUUCAGAAUAUCCCGGUGCGAAGGUAUCGUUCCGUUUCUUCUGGGCGGUGGACGACGAGGAGGUUUUGCUUCUCUUUUAGAGUCGAUUGAUGGGUACCGAGCGGAAGAGGAAGGUGAGUUUGUUCGACGUUGUGGACAACAGCGGCUCCAAGAUCCCGAAAAUCAACGGUCUUGGUUCUGCUCUGCUGGGUAACAGCGUCCCAAUGUCUUCCUCUAUCAAUAAGUGGACCUCCAAGCCCUAUUCCCAGAGAUACUUUGAGAUUUUGGAGAAGAGGAAGACUCUUCCUGUUUGGCACCAGAAAGAUGAGUUCCUGCAAACAUUGAAAGAGAAUCAAACCCUCAUCCUGGUCGGUGAAACGGGUAGUGGUAAAACCACUCAGAUACCUCAGUUUGUUCUUGAUGCCAUUGAAGACGAGACCCCUGAUAAGCGUAGGAAGUUUAUGGUUGCUUGCACUCAGCCUCGGAGGGUUGCUGCUAUGUCUGUUUCUCGUCGAGUUGCCGAAGAGAUGGAUGUGACCAUUGGAGAAGAAGUGGGUUACAGCAUUCGUUUUGAAGAUUGCAGCAGUGCUCGUACAGUUUUAAAGUACUUGACAGAUGGUAUGCUCUUAAGGGAAGCCAUGACAGACCCUCUCCUGGAAAGAUACAAGGUAAUAAUUCUUGAUGAAGCUCAUGAAAGGACAUUGGCAACUGAUGUUCUAUUUGGGCUUCUUAAGGAGGUGUUGAAAAACAGACCGGAUCUUAAGCUAGUUGUCAUGAGUGCCACACUUGAGGCUGAAAAGUUUCAGGGUUAUUUUUAUGGUGCACCUCUUAUGAAAGUUCCUGGCCGGCUUCAUCCUGUGGAAAUCUUUUACACUCAAGAACCUGAAAGGGAUUACCUUGAAGCAGCUAUUCGAACUGUCGUGCAGAUACAUAUGUGCGAACCUCCUGGCGAUAUCCUUGUCUUUCUAACCGGAGAAGAGGAGAUUGAGGAUGCAUGUAGGAAAAUAACAAAAGAAAUCACCAAUUUGGGAGAUCAAGUGGGUCCCAUAAAACCAGUUCCUCUUUAUUCUACACUUCCUCCCGCCAUGCAACAGAAGAUUUUUGAACCCGCUCCCCCACCACUUGUAGCAGGUGGUCCUCCUGGGAGGAAGGUAGUUGUCUCUACAAAUAUUGCUGAGACAUCAUUGACUAUAGAUGGUAUAGUUUAUGUUAUAGACCCAGGGUUUGCAAAGCAAAAAGUAUAUAACCCCAGGGUACGUGUUGAGUCUUUGUUGGUCUCUCCAAUUUCUAAGGCAAGUGCCCACCAAAGAUCUGGGCGUGCUGGAAGAACACAGCCUGGAAAAUGCUAUAGACUGUACACAGAAAAGAGCUUUCAGAAUGAUCUCCAACCACAGACCUAUCCCGAAAUACUUAGAUCUAACCUUUCCAAUACAGUUCUAACUUUGAAGAAGCUAGGGAUAGACGAUUUAGUCCAUUUUGAUUUCAUGGAUCCUCCAGCACCAGAAACAUUAAUGAGAGCCUUGGAGGUACUGAAUUAUCUUGGUGCCUUGGAUGAUGAAGGCAACUUGACAAAAUUGGGUGAGAUCAUGAGUGAGUUGCCCCUGGACCCUCAAAUGGCAAAAAUGCUCGUUGUCAGCCCAGAAUUUAAUUGCUCCAAUGAGAUUCUCUCUGUGUCUGCUAUGCUAUCAGAUAGUUGCAGUUUCUCAGUAUUCUCUCUCAUGAAGCAAAUGGUGUCGUCUCUCGCCUCUAUGCAUCUGCUGACCACACAGUGGGCCCUCCUCUGUGAUAACCACUUUUUUCUAUAGUACCCAACUGCUUUAUCCGGCCUAGGGAGGCUCAAAAAGCUGCAGACGAAGCCAAAGGGCGUUUUAGUCACAUUGAUGGAGAUCACCUGACGCUGCUGAAUGUAUACCAUGCUUACAAGCAAAACCAGGAGGAUCCACAAUGGUGUUAUGAGAAUUUCAUUAACCACAGGGCUCUCAAGUCAGCAGAUAAUGUUAGGCAGCAACUUGCACGCAUUAUGGCAAGAUUCAACCUCAAGCUAUGUAGCACUGACUUCAACAGCCGUGACUACUAUGUCAACAUAAGAAAGGCAAUGUUAGCUGGCUAUUUCAUGCAGGUGGCUCAUUUAGAACGUACAGGUCACUAUUUGACAGUGAAGGAUAAUCAGGAGGUUCACUUGCAUCCUUCAAACUGCCUGGAUCAUAAGCCAGAAUGGGUUAUAUACAAUGAGUAUGUGUUAACAAGCAGGAAAUUUAUCCGUACUGUGACUGACAUCAGGGGUGACUGGUUGAUUGAUAUAGCACCACACUAUUAUGAUAUCACAAAUUUCCCCCAGUGUGAAGCAAAACAUGUACUUGAUAGAAUGUACAAGAAGAGGGACAGAGAACGAGGGGACCAGAACAAGAAAAAGAAGUGAAUCUGAUGGUAAGGGACCGAGGGAAGGGAGUGUUUGGCCUUCAGCUAUGAGCAUAUGAAUGAAUUUCACUUGUUGAGUACAAUUGCUUGUUUGGAAUUUUAUGAAGGACGAAGUUAUUUUUAUUUAUGCAUUGUUAACAAUGAAAUAGCUCAGCGUUGCCUUAAAUGCCUUAUGUUGAUACUAUUGUGUCUCCCUUCUACUUCUACUUUUUGAUCCGCUCAUCACCGUCUUGAAGACUCGUUUUUUGAAAUUAGGGCUUGUUUGAUUUGCAGAUUUUAGAUACAAGGGCAAGUGGUCAUUGUCUUCUAUUUUUCUAAUUUGUCUUAUGUUUGAUAGUAUAAGAUCUCAACUCUCAAAUACUUGAAAUUAGUUAGGGCCCGUUCUGUAUGGGGGCUCUUUGUCAGUGUUUCAUUGAAUGAAUUUUAUAAGUAUAUGAUAUAAUAUACGUAGUGUUUCGUAUGA